This is a messenger RNA of Parasteatoda tepidariorum (common house spider), 5646 nucleotides long. Its product is annotated as LIM domain only protein 3. Lineage: Eukaryota; Metazoa; Arthropoda; Arachnida; Araneae; Theridiidae. Gene Ontology annotation, biological process: positive regulation of transcription by RNA polymerase II. Gene Ontology annotation, molecular function: transcription coactivator activity; DNA-binding transcription factor binding. Gene Ontology annotation, cellular component: nucleus. The record is from RefSeq and is a predicted model, not a curated record.
AAGAAAUCAAAUAUUUUAAGAUCGUCUAAUGCAGUCCAAAUAAACAUCAGUGAAGGGGGUGUGGCUACAAUGAAGACGACGACAAUUCUAAUCUUGUGGGUCUAUUAUGUUCCAUCCAAUAUAUGUGAAUUCCUUGGGAUUUGUGUAGAAGGAAAGUCAAGUCUAAGACCUUUACUGGCGUCAGCAGCUGAGAGAUGUUUACCAAAUCUGCCAACUUCACAUUUGUCUUCCGUCGGUGGUUUCCUUCCGGCAGAGGAUGGAUGGGCGACUGACACAGAUAGUAGUCGACUCUGUGUGUGUGUCGACAUCGACCACCAAUUAUCUUUAGCCUUUCUAUUAUUUCAUUCCUUCCUUCGAUGCUAUUCUGAGCAAUAACUGCCCUUUUGACCAAGCGUUGCUCUUUUAAGAAGUCAGUCUGGCUAGUUUAAAACUUUGAAAAGAGAAAUUUCUAUUCAAACUGAUAGUGGUUAAUUGAAAUUUUUAAGUAUUAAAGACACAAAAACCUCCAUGGUUUCCAUCUAAGUGAGGUUCACCAAGACAUGGACAUGAAGGCUGAAGGUUCGCGCAAUCCGAAUCUUCCAGUAGACAAUGGGGCGAUCCCACGUCCUGCUUCAGAAAGUGCAAACUGUGCAGCUUGCCAGAAACCAAUCAGAGAGAGGUAUCUACUAAAAGCAUUAGACCAGUAUUGGCAUGAAGACUGCCUCAAAUGCGCCUGCUGUGACUGCCGUCUUGGCGAAGUUGGCUCUACGCUUUUUACCAAAGCUAAUCUCAUUCUUUGCAAACGGGACUACCUCAGAUUAUUUGGAACAACAGGUUUGUGUUCUGCGUGCAAUAAGACGAUACCAGCAUUCGAAAUGGUGAUGCGAGCGAGAGGGAAUGUCUAUCAUUUAGAAUGCUUUGCCUGUCAACAAUGCAACCACAGGUUUUGCGUUGGCGACAGAUUUUAUCUCCAUGAGAAUAAAAUCCUUUGUGAGUACGACUACGAAGAGAGGAUGGUAUUUGCCAGCCUCCCUUACAACAUCAACAGUAUUUCCCUGAUUAAGCGACAGACUCAGCACCUUCACCUGCAACAGCAGCAACAGGUGGCGGCUGCGCAGCAACAAGCUCAGCAACAGGCACAGCACCAGCAGCAGCAACAAGAUGACAGGUCCAGUGGAUAUGGCAGCACGGACUCUGUCUUUGAAGCGAAGUGACGCCAAGCUUUUGCGUCGCAGCAAACUGCGUCGCAACAGUUGCAUUAAGUAUAUCUAUCUGCAGGGUAUUGUGAUCUCGCGUCGUCAAAAUAAAAUAAUAAUAAUAUGGCGUGGACACUAGUCUCUUUAAUUACCCGCUCGGUGGAGCUGGCAUCGUGAAGUGUCACCAAAUUCAGAAUAGACUGAUAGAGGUUGGAUUUUCCAUAAUAAGAUAAUAAUCAUUUUUUCCUCUUCAUUGCGUACGUAUACUUAAAUAGUUUACUUCAAUUUUACUUAUGCGUUCUCGUUUUUAUAAUUAAUAAUUAACUUUAUAAGUAAUGGGUCUUUUCGCGUUCUACUACAUUGUUAAGAACUGACUCUAUUUUCUUUUAACUUGCAAACCUUGGCGUAGUUUGGCGUUUUCUAUGAUAUCUAAACCAUGCAUUGAACUCCAAAUGACUGAUUUAUCAAUUUUAAAUUUUAGCAAUGUUAGGACGAAAAAUGGCUAUAUAACGAAACGUUGUUUCAAGAGACAGUUAGUUUAAUUGAAGAAGUCAACACUAAAUGUGUACGUAAUAAUUGGAACAGGUAUUUAUUCAGAUACCACAUGUCCAAAAAAAAUUAGAUAAAAUUUCAAUAAUUAUAAACGGAAAGAGAUACGAAUAUAUCGUUCACAUCAUUCUGCUUUGAAAACUAUAAGAUUUAUUCUCAGAAAGUUUCAAAUUCAGUUUGAAAAUUCGUUAACAGAUAAGGUUGUUGCCUUCAAAAAUUUCAAAACAAUGUUCUAUGUGUAAUAAUGUAAACCGUCUAAACUCGAGCGUUUGCUCGGAUGUCUGUUUAUUUUGUCAUCAAACAGCACCACAUUAUUUCUGCUAGUGGUGGAUAUUUUAUAAACAUUUUUAAUUGCUUUCUCAGCACCAUCUGUUAAUGAACUUUAUAACUAAUUACAAAUUUUAAUAAGUAAAAAAUCUCCUGAACAGAAAUUGCGUAUUUUCUGCCAUCUUUCAUUUUUCUUUCAUUAUUUUUUUUUCAAAUCACCAGUUUGUUUGGUAUUCCUGACGUGUAUUUACCUUCUUCUUUGAAGAAUAUUUUUUUUGCUUAACAUACUCUUUUUUUUUCAAAAAUAAAUUACUGUUGUUUUAGUCACUUGAAAAAAAUAAAUACAUAUUAUUUUCAUGUAAAUUUUUUUCAAGAGCCUUGACUAAAAUAAUGACGUUUAGAAAUUUACUUUUAAAACAAAAAUAAGAGUUCAUUUUUUAAAUUUAAAAACUCUUUGUAAAUCCUCUUCAGAAAUUUGAAUUAUGGGACAGCCAACCUCUGAGAGAAGAACUAAUUCCAGUUAAUUUAAAAUUAAAUUGAAUAUGAAAAUUAUAAAUAAUAGAAGAAAGGAAGAACUGAACCAUGUGUAUGGAUAAAUGGCAAAAAAUUCUACGUAAUGCAAGUUUAAUGUUUAUGUCAUCCAACUAUUUUGUGUAAAUAAAAUUUAAAAAGUGAAAUAUAUGAUGUGACAUAAACACUAAAGUUGCUUGAAUUGUAACAGUAUUUGAUUCAUUUAAUUGCUUAAAAAAACAAUCAUUCGCUUGAACGAAUGACAAUUUUGAGUUUCACUGGCACAAAUAUUCCUUUCAUAUGUCUGUGCAAUAUCUUUAAAUAUUUAAAAACACUUAUUCGGAUAAUUUUUUCUGAUUGAUUUGCACAUUUGUGAAUAAUACUUGAUGUAUGACCUUUUAAGAUGAUUAUUUCCUAUACUUCAUUUUGUAUAUGCCUAAAAUACGUUAUCUUACAUCGUCAUAGUCUCAUAUUUUUACCCUUUAACUACACUGUUAGAAAGUUCUGAGAAAAAAUGGUUAAAUAUAAAUUUAUUUCAUUUUUGUUUUACCAUAUUCGAACAAAACAGUAAAAUAACCAUAAUACGGUUAAACAACCAGAAUUUUAUCACUCCAACCUAACCAACCUAAAAACAAAUUAGUUCCUUGCGGAUGGGUACAUGUAGCAGUCGAGAGGGUUAAUCUGUCAGUCUCAGUCCCAGCGUUGACUCCCCAAUAUUUCCUUCAUUUCCUUUCCUUAAGAGUUUCCAAUGUUAAUAGAUGGUAGAUCAUAGAUGGUAGCACCAUAAAGUUAUUAAAUUAUCUCCAAUGUCCAGUUAAAUUUAUUUUUUAGGAUCUUGAAACCAUGCUAGUUACAAUAAAAAAACAUUCUAGAUGGUUAAAAAACCAUAUAGUUUAUACUCAUGGUUUCUUAACCCUCUAGUGGUAAACAGUUUCAAAUCUAUAAACGUAAAAAAAAGUUCUUUACCAUAAACUUUAUGGUCAAUUGAAUGGACGGACUGCUUCCGGUGUAAUUUUACCAUAAUUUUCGAAAGAAAGUUCUAGCAGUGUAUUGUUACAUCGAUGAUAAUUUUUUUUUUUGCAUCUUGAAUUUUAAAGCAAGUUAAAAUUGAAACUGUAAUUAAUUUUAAAAAUUUUAAAUUUUUAUGAUUUAAUAAUAACAUUAAUAUUAAGAGUUUUUGCUUUUUAAAAAUUUUGAGUCUUAUUCUAUCACAUUCCUGAGGAGAUUGCUUGAGUUAAAAUAGUAGAAAUAUACACUUUCAAUAUACGCCGGGACAAUAUUCUUGUCCUUUUUGCUCCAGAAAACCUUCUUUUUAAUCAUUAUGAUUUAUUUUCUGAUCAUUAUUUUCUCUAUUUAAAUAAUUUUUUUUAAUAUGUUAUUGUUAAGUGAGUUUUAAAAACAAAACUAUGCUGUUAUGUUAUACUUAGUUUCGUCGCUAACAGUGUUUGUCGUAAAGAAUUAAUCUGUACAAUUUUAUUGCUAAAUGUUAUCUUUUGUUGAAACUAUUAAAUAAGUUUUUAUUCAGUUUAAAAUUUUAAUAUUAUUUUAGUCAAAUUAAUCUCUAGUCAAUAAUAUUUGUGUGCCAUGUUUAAUUUUUUAAGCCAACUUACAUAUAUCUAAAUACGAUAUUUUGAUGUGUUUCCUUUUUUAACGUGUAUGUAUAUAUAAAGAUCUGUUAAAAAAACUGAAUGUGAUAUUAAUGUUAUGUAAAUAUGGAUUUAAGCUUAGGAAGGCAAUUUGCUCACAAUUAAAUAAGUAGUUUUUAACAUGCAUAUUAAAUUUUACAUAUAAUAUGCAUUUUAUUUUUGUUUAAAUCAAGUGCAUUGAAUGCAUCCAAUAAAAAUAUUUAAUAAAUGUCUUAAAAAUAAAUGUAUAUUUUCAGUCUAUAGAUAACAUCUUUAUAGGGUUCACUAAUUUCUUUUCAGAUAAUGUGGGCAUAGCACUGUAAGAAAUGAUCCUUUGUCAUUUGAUUAUGAUUGACCCUUCGAUUUUAUUGAACCAAUUGAUUGAGUUUCAAUAUUCCAAAUUACUUUUAUCAUACUAGUUAAGUAAUAAUUAUUUAUUGUCUUUUUUAAUAUAAUUGAAUGAUAAUGAUUUAAAUUUAAAAGACAUUAUUACUUCUUCCUUAACAAUUGACAUUGUUAAACUAGUUUGUUAUUUCUUCCAUGCUUUUUUGCAUUCCUUUCAAUACCAUCAUUUAAUAUUCAUUUAGAAAUUUGAGUGAAAACGCUAUUGAUAUCACUGAUUCAAUUCGUUUUAUAAUCAUUAAAUAUAAAUGGUAAUUCCUUUUAUGAAAUGCAAUUUCACAAUCCACUAAAAAUAACUGAAUUGCUUCAUUUUAGUUCCUUUUAUUAUUCAUUUAAAUUGAAUCACUUUAGUAAUCUGUUUGAUAUAAUCCUCUUGUAUAAGUCGUUUGAUUUGAUUGGUUUUUUUUAAAGAUUUUUAACUUUAUUUGCAGUAAUUAUUAAUUUCAAUUUUGCAGUAACUCUAAAUAGAUAACUCAAUAAUAUUAAGAAAAAAUAUCUUAUUUUAGCAAAAAAAUUCAACAAAUUCCGAAGCAAUAGAAAUUUCUCCAGAAUUUUUGAUAUACAUAGUUACAGUAUGAAUUAAAAUAUGAAAACACUGCAAAAAUUAAUUCUUGACAAUAUAUAUUCUGUAAGGCACUUAAACCUAGGUCAUACUUAAGCACACUUUUAAUGAAAUUGACCAUUGACUCACGAAAAGUUUUGGUUUAAUAUAAAGAAAAUUUUAACUUGUUUAAAAAUAAACUAAAUUUACGAUAAAGAAGUGAAAAAUAUUUUUUAAAUAUAGUGCUAAUUGAUGUCAAAAGUUUUAAAAAAUUUUAUUAUAAGUUUUGCAUUAUUUUUCACAAACAUCAAUGAAAUUUUAUAUCCACUCUGUAGAAUAUAUACAAACUAGCCCUUUACAAAUUUUAUUUCUAUACAAUAAAGAAUAUUUGAUAAAGUAUGCCGAAGCAAUGAAAAUUUUCGUUUUCAAAGAAACAGCAUAUGGAGAAAAUUCUUCUCAUUAUUUGCAUUGAAACUUCCGAUAUUUUAUUAAUAUUAUAUUAUUAAUUAAAUUCAAAAGUUCAACUUACACAAAAACUGAUUUAAAAAUUCUUCAAUUGAUUCAUAAAAUUGCUGUU